GUCCCUGUGCUAGACCUGUCUCCAGGAGCUUCUGGAGCGUCAUCCCGGGGAAUGGCACGGUGAGGCUGCACAGCGGCGCGUCGGAGGCCUUAAAGGCACCUGGAAGACUUGGGGAUGCAGAACCCCUCAGAGCCUCUCCAAACCGUGUGGCUGGAUACUAAGCUCCCCUUGGUGGAGGGGUGAAGGACGAGGUGUCAUCUUAACUAUGUCGGUGAGCCAGCCCCAGUCAGGAAGAGGUGUGCCUUGUUUACGCUGCCGAGGGACGUGCACGGGCUUCGAGCCACAUUCUUGGAGGAAAAUAUGCAAGUCAUGCAAGUGCAGCCAGGAGGAUCACAGCCUGAGCUCAGACAUGGAGGACGAUCGGAAAAUUGGGCGCCUGCUGUCGGACUCCAAGUAUGCCACGCUCACUGCCCGGGUGAAAGGAGGUGACGGUGUUCGCAUUUACAAAAGGAACCGCAUGAUCAUCACCAACCCCAUCGUCUCUCGGAAAGACCCCACGUUCGACACCAUCACGUAUGAGUGGGCUCCCCCGGGGCUCACCCAGAAGCUGGCCAUGCAGUACAUGGAGCUGAUCCCGAAGGAGAUGCAGCCGGUGGCGGGGACGGACGGGGCAUACUAUCGCCGGCGGCAGCUGAUGAGACAACUCCCGCUGUACGACCAGGACCCGUCCCAGUGCCGCGGCCUCGCCGAGGGCGAGCUGAAGCUGAUGGAAGACUUUGUGAAGAAGUACAAAGCCGAGGCGCUGGGUGUUGGGGAGGUGGCGCUGCCAGGCCAGGGCGGCGGCGGGAAGGAGGAGGGGAAGCCGCAGGACAAGAGCAUCGCUGCUGGCAAACCCCCCGAGUCCACCAACGGGGCCCUGGAGCGCGCGCCCACGGGAGGGCACUACCACUGCGAGACCUGCAAGCAGGCGGUGCCGGGGGACUGCCCGGUGGUGUACGCCGACAGGGCGGGCUACUCCCGGCAGUGGCACCCGGCGUGCUUCGUGUGCUGCCGCUGCUCCGAGCCCCUCGUCGACCUCAUCUACUUCUGGAAGAGCGGGGCUGCCUGGUGCGGGCGCCACUACUGCGAGAGCCUCCGGCCACGCUGCGCCGGCUGCGACGAGAUCAUCUUCUCUGAGGACUACCAGCAGGCAGAAGGGAUGGCCUGGCACAAGAAGCACUUUGCCUGCCUGGAGUGCGAGACGCUGCUGACCGGCAAACCCUUCACUCUGGACAACACCAGCCUCCUGUGCACGACCUGCAGCAAGAGCAAACGCCUCUGAGCGGGGAGCAGCCGGGGGCGAAGCAGGCUCCCCGAGGCCCCUCCAGAACUGGGGUCAUUUGACAAGUACACGAGAAGGGGAAGGUUAAAAAAAAAUUAGAGCCUGGCUAUUCACUUGCAAGCAACUAAGUGCCCCCUUGCAUCCCAUACAGCUUGCAGGAGAGUAUUUCCUUGGGGAGGAAGCAAAGGAAAUUCGUACGCCUGCGGGUGGGAGGUACAUGGCCUAUCUGACUAGGAGGGACUGAAAAGGAGCUUCUGUGUUGUGCUGUUUUCAUAAAGUCCCUCCGAGCUUCUUGUGACUAAAAUCUUGCAAUAGUCAUUUGGAAAUAACACAUCUCAAAAGUAACUUUUGGCAUACUAAACCUAUGGUCAUGGUCAAAAACAAGGGUUGUUCCUGUUUUUUGAAAUCCAUACUGGAAGUUUACGCUAACAGGCUGCUGACAGCUGUGCUAAAGCAAUGGGUUUGGAGAAUUUGCUUAACCAGGGUGAUUGCUUUCUGAAAGCAAACCAUAUAAAAUUGCAGCAACAUGUAGCUGUAGCUUUCUCCUCCUAAGUGUACAGUAAUGUAAAAAUAACGAGUUGGGACAUGGUGAUUGGUUUAACCCUGGCGAGAUGGGAAGGGCGUAGUUCUGCCCCGGGGCAGCCGACUGGCUCAACCCAUGUGCGCUUCAGCCCCGAAACUGGAAUGCAACAGCAUUCCCAGCAGAUCCCACCGGCCGGCCUCCCUGGCUGCCCGCCUGCCUCUGCCUGCCCUUCCAGGCCAGCCUGCUUCCCCAGGGCAGCACUGUGUUCCCACCCAGAGGUCGCUCAGCUUUUAAAGCAUGGCCUUUUAUUUCAGCUGGGUUUGACCAGGAAUCUUAUGGAAAACAGCUUUCCAGCCUAAGCUGUCUUGGGGCGGGGGGGUUGUGCCUGAAAUGCUGCAAUGCCAGUUUUUCCCUGUAAUGCCUCAGUGCCCCCCUCCAAGAAGCGGGGAACCGUACCUUCCCGUCGGAGCCGGCAGCCCCCUGUCCCUGGGCUCUGCCCCGCUCCUUGUUCCGCAUCUCCCCCGUCCCUAGGGGAGGUCCCUGUUGCCUCUUGGAUCUGAUAAGGGUGACAACAUCCCAGGAUUCAGCACUGAGUCUGCAGAUAGUAUUUGUUCCUUAAGUUGUGCGAUGCUUCGGUAGUCACUGAAAAUAUCUGGUAGUCCAGGCUGGUAGAUGUCUGUGUGCUCAGUCUUUUUUCUUAUAUUAAAUGUGUACAUUAUUUGCCGGAGAACUGGAAUAUUUUUUGCAGAGGUGAGUGUGCAAGGAGCUCACAAUUGCUGGGUUUUCUUUCUGCUACAGAAGACGCUGGUUUCUCGGUAAAGCACGCUCCACGCUGUGGGUGUUUGCUUGCUUGUGAUAAAACAACUUGCAAAUGAGAGUUGGGGGAAGCUGUACCUGCUGCGGGGUUAGAGCACGCGUGUCGGGGCCGGACUCUGCCCGUCUGCGUGUCGGGGGACGCCCCGCUCCGCUGCUGGGGAGCAGCAGGCUGAGUCCGUCGCCGCCUUUGAGUAGGUGAGACUGAUGUGGUGUAAAGAUGUACCUCUGCGUGGGGGGGGGCGAGUGCCUCUCGCGCUUUGUCCGGCCCUGUGCUGGUGUGUGGUUGAUACUCCUGGAAAGGCCGGGCUGUUUAAAGAGAGCAGAUGAAAAGCUUUCUGCAGAGUGGGGAGAUCUGGAGGUGGCGGAGGCAGCUGUAGCCGUGGGGGUGAUGGACGUGUGUUGCAGGGUAUCGCGGUGCACGUGCUCCUGGGGCUGUUUGUCCAUCUCGGGUUAGUGGUGGAUGUGUUGGGUGCCCGGGGACGUCGCUCCUCUAAACUCAGUUGGAUGCUGCAAGUGGAGGGAGGGUGUGUAAACCUGAAGUUGUGUGAGGAAUAAUAAAGCUCCCUUGGAUACGGGCACUUUGGUUAUAAGUAAAGUGGGAAUGAAAAAUAAAGCCCAGUGCUUAGCUUUAC
Molecule: messenger RNA, 3232 nt
Organism: Gavia stellata (red-throated loon)
Lineage: Eukaryota; Metazoa; Chordata; Aves; Gaviiformes; Gaviidae
Gene: LMCD1
Product: LIM and cysteine rich domains 1
Exons: 6
Coding region: 206-1261 (351 amino acids)
Molecular function (GO): zinc ion binding
Source: RefSeq, a predicted model, not a curated record